AUGCCCACCACCACAAGAAUCAUUUCUGACACCCGGAAUUCAGAUAAAGCAAAAAAAGCCAAAAAUGGAAACACAGAGAAUAUCCCGGCCUACGAACCAAAUAUCCCUGAGCCAAAAUGCAGAGCUGAUCUCAUCAAACACUGGUUUAACCUCUCCCUGGAUGACAAGACAGCCAAUAAGAUGCUGUGGAUCACAGAGGGUGGUGCGAAGGUGGCCCGUAUGACCGAUGAUGCCACUUGUCCCGUCUUGGAUAGACCAGAGAGAUAUGAGUAUGCUCCACAGGUUCUUUGCAAAGAAGGCAUCCUGGGCUUCCGAGGCUACUGGGAGGUAGAGUUUUCAGGAUGGGUCGUGGUGGGGGUCGCCUACGAACGAGCAGGAAGGAGGAACAGCGACGGGUCCUGUGGCCUGGGAGAGAACGAGGAGUCCUGGGGUCUUGGGUGGAGUGGUUCCAGCUAUAAUGCCUGGCACAAAAGCCAGAGUAUAGAGAUCACAGGGAUUCCUAAGUGCUCCAGAAUUGGUAUAUACCUUGACCAGCCUGCUGGUAUCCUUAAUUUCUAUGCUGUGGAGGAGGUGAUGGAGGGAGAAGAGAGCACUGGAGGGAAGGAGGUUCAACUUUUGCAGCAGAUUAAUGGCUCCUUUGAGGAGAAAAUCAUACCAGGUUUCUGGAUAGGGCCACAGUCACACUGUUUGAUCAUAAAGAAUGAGGAAUAA
Messenger RNA from Morone saxatilis (striped sea-bass), 711 nucleotides. Its product is annotated as stonustoxin subunit beta-like. The record is from RefSeq and is a predicted model, not a curated record. Bases 1 to 711 code for a protein of 236 amino acids. Gene Ontology annotation, molecular function: protein binding. The transcript is spliced from 5 exons. NCBI's taxonomy places the organism in Eukaryota, Metazoa, Chordata, Actinopteri, Moronidae.